Lolium rigidum is the source of this 741-nucleotide messenger RNA. RefSeq lists its product as uncharacterized. The transcript has a single exon. The record is from RefSeq and is a predicted model, not a curated record. Bases 138 to 509 code for a protein of 123 amino acids. NCBI's taxonomy places the organism in Eukaryota, Viridiplantae, Streptophyta, Magnoliopsida, Poales, Poaceae.
CAUAGCAUAUCUUCACGCCAGGUCUCGCCACCACCUCCGACCUCGCCAGUCGCCGCACGCGGCGCCUAGGCUCUAGGCGCGGCCUCUCCUCUGUUGUUCUGUUGCCGGAGGCGUCGAUCGAUCACGUGCGCGCAUCCAUGGCGGGGCUGCAGCGGUCCAGCGGCACGUUCCGGCGCUCUGGCUCGUCGGGGAUGGUGUGGGAUGACGACAGGAACCUCUCCGGGGAGAUCAGGCCGUCACCGGGCCGCCGCGACGACGGACCUUCGCCUCCUGCGCGGGUGCAGCGCAGCCGGUCGAGCGGGCACGGCGGGUACAGGGCGGGCGCCGGCCGCGUCUCGCCCGCGCUCGACCCGCCGUCGCCGCGCGUCGGCGUCUGCGGUUUCUGCGGCUUCUUCGGCGGCAAGACCGGGAAGAAGAAGAAGAAGAGAGAUGGCGGCAAGGACAAGUCCAAGGUUAUCCCGAGGGCCGCCGCCAACCGUUCCCCAAAGGCGAGGCGAGCUAGCGGCUGAUCCAUUCAACCUCCCGGUUUCCGCUGCCACUGCAGUAUGUACAAAAUUCCGUAGUUUCUUUCCAUUCCUGUUGAUACCGAUUGUCCUUUGUAUAGGUGGCGAUAGUACUGCACAGCACGACAGAGUUAUAGAACCACCACACAUGUAUGAUCUAUAGAGGAUACAUUAGAGUUGCAGGCAUCGUGUUUGAGCCUCCAUGGAUUCUAUUCGAUCGCUCGAUUGUGCAGUCUUC